AUGGACUUUCUGGAGCCACGGAGAGCGUACCGCAGAGCACAGUCAGAAGAUAUGGAACUGAAGAGUCGAGACAUCUACGUGGAGGAGUUUUCUCUUCGUUCAAAGUCCAGUUUCACAACGACCUUCAGCUCGACGAUCAGAGAUGAAUCGCCUCUUCUCGACUCUGACUCCAGCCCUGUUCGUACAGGAUCGUCAUACCUCUCCAAAAAAUCUUUGAGGCUCCCUUUCUUCACCUGGCCAACUCGCCUUUAUGGGUGGCGCACCGGCGCCCUCACAGCCGCCCUUCUCGGGACAUUGUCGCUUCUCGUCAAUCUCGUGGUGGUCUCCUGGCUUGGUGCCCGCGGCCACGGCUCCAGCCUUGUUGAAGUCUACAACGGUCAUUGUGGCAAGGUUCAAACCAUGGACACCUGGAUUCACUUGGCGAUAAACACGCUCAGUACGUUACUACUGGGCGGCUCCAAUUACUGCAUGCAAUGCCUCUCUGCUCCUACCAGGGUGGAUAUCGACCGUGCCCAUGCGAAGGGAGAAUUCCUCGACGUGGGAGUACCUAGUGUGAGGAAUCUGAGAAGAAUCCCAGGUUCUAAGAUGAUUCUUUGGUGGGCCCUUGGGUUGUCUUCGAUACCUUUGCAUCUCAUGUAUAACUCUGCAUUCUAUAAAUCCCUACAAAUGAAUGACUACGAUCUAUUCUUUGUGACACAAGAUUUUAUUGAUGGCAAACCGUUUGGGCCGUUGAACAAUACAAUCUAUAAUACCGCCUACGAUUACACCGACCCGAGGGGUGUUCAGUCUUCGCUCCUCACGAAUCCAGAGAAAUGGGAGCGUCUAGACAAUGCGGCAUGUAUCAACGCUUAUGCCACAAAUUUCCUCAGCAACCGGCGAAAUUUGAUACUGUUGUCAAAUAAUGGCACGAGCAAUCCGAACAAUAGCGUGCUGACAGUUCAACCCUAUUUUUCCGGAGGUGUCAGGCCUUUUGACUGGAUUUGCACCGAGGAUCCCAACAUCGUCAAUAAAGUUAACGUACCUUUUCAAUCGAACGGUGAUCCACAACCGUGCGAAACUUGGGUUUCCAAAGUGGCAGCCAUCGCAUCUGAAUGGCAACCUUACAGUUUCGAUGUCCAGUAUUGCCUUUCUGAGGUUGUGCCUGAGAGAUGCAGCUAUAAUGGCAACAUUCCCAUCGUGGCGAUUGUUCUGACAUGUAAUGCUAUCAAGAUUUUCGGGAUGCUCUUCGUGGCGUUCCGAUUGGCAGACAACCCUUUGAUCACGGUGGGAGAUGCCAUGGAGAGCUUUCUUAAUGAAAACGAUAAAUCGACGGAAGGGUUGUGCUUGCUGGGCAAGAGUGAGGUUGUCAUGGCCAUGCAGUCAAAGAGGCACUGGUGUCUUCGGGGUCAAGAGGGAAAUGGCAAAAUGAGGGCUAAAAUGGCCCGCCUGCGCGCCAAACGUGGGCUUGAAUCUGCCAGCGUCAAGCGAUGGUCACUGACCACUGGCUUCAUGAUCCUUGCAUUGCUCGCAGUGGGCGCCUUGCUCGCCGUGGCAGUGAGAGUCAUUCACUCCGACGGACUCACCAUCGGCGCCAUCGGCUUUGGCAAAGUCACUCCUGCGGGCGUAAUCUCAGGUUGGAGCGUGGGCGUCACUGGCUCUGCUUCGUCGAAAAUCCUCUCCUCGAUCCUCAUUGCGAACUUACCACAAACAAUAUUCAGCUUCUUGUAUUUGAAUCUGAACGGACUGUUGACAAGUAUGUGGCUAGCGAGCGAGUGGAGUGACUUCGCUAGAGAGAGGAAGACUUUGAGAGUGUCGAGGCCGAAGGGGAGCCAAAGAAGUACGCACUUCUUACAGUUACCCUACAAGGCUGCCGUCCCCUUGAUGGUGGCUUCCGGAGCAUUGCAUUGGUUGAUCUCGGAGAGCAUCUUUUUGGCGGUGGUUGCAGAGUAUACUCCAAAUGGGGAUCUCUAUGACUCUAUUGCGAUCGCCUCUUGUGGAUUUUCUCCGCUGGCCAUGAUCAUGGUGCUUGUCUUAGGAGGGAUCCUCGUUGUUGUUACAUAUGGGCUGGCGUUGAUGAAAUAUGAUCCGUCGAUACCGUUGGUAGGGAGUUGUAGUGCGGCCAUUGCGGCGGCGUGUCACCAGCCGAAUUGGGACACUGAUGCCUCGCUGAAGGCUGUGCAGUGGGGUGCCAUCCCCGGGAUGGUUGACAGUGGAGGGAUCGGGCAUUGUGCGUUCAGCAGUGGCGAUAUCGAGCCUGUUCGAGAGGGAAGAUAUUAUGCUGGUAUCCCAGACGACAAGCAGAGUCUGAUGCUCAAUGGAAGGACAAAGGGGUAG
Molecule: messenger RNA, 2313 nt
Organism: Cladophialophora psammophila CBS 110553
Lineage: Eukaryota; Fungi; Ascomycota; Eurotiomycetes; Chaetothyriales; Herpotrichiellaceae
Exons: 3
Coding region: 1-2313 (770 amino acids)
Source: RefSeq, a predicted model, not a curated record